AUGAGCAAACCUAGUCUCAUGCAGACUUUGUUGAAACGCCCAUCACAAACCUACUCAUUCCCUCACGAAAAGGAAUAUUUCUCCACCAAGAACGACAUGCUUCGCUUGGCGGCCGAAUCCGCUGACCCACUACGGGACGUCGAAGCUUCGAGCUCUUCGUCGAGCGCAACGCGGAGUCGCACCAACCUCCCUGGCGAUAACUCUCCAGGAUUUGGUUACUCGAAACCACUUCCUCCGCAUAACCCUCAGGAUUGGGUCAUGAAUGGAGUCACCCGUGGUAAUCGACUGGGUGCGGGCAGCGAGGUGCGGCACAACGAUGCGAAAUCCCCCGCUCACCGACCUCGAUAUACGGAAGCUACGAAGUUCCAGACCACUUCGGCGUCGGGCAGUACUGUGAGGAAGAAGCGUUCCUCUUCGUCACGGAAAUCCCAGCGGUUAUCAGAGUCAUUUGACGAUCCGGAGGACUCUGAUUCGUCUCAGGACGUCUUCUAUACCCCGAACACGUCGCCACGAACCUCCAUGGCGUCGUCGGUCGCGGUCGUGACUACCCCCUUCGCCUCUUUGGGACCGCCGGAAACGCCGCCCGUUCCUCCGAUCCCUCAAUCCACUAAUCCCAAAGCCAAGCUUCGCAGGUCCCAACCCUUUGUUAUUGCCUCCGACUCGAAGAGCAUACCAUCUAAUUCAAAUAUAUCCCUGACUUCGACGAUCGUCAGUACAUCUGCAGAGGGUCGAUCUUUUUCCGCGCUAUCGGACACUCACUCCCAGUUGACUGACACGGACACAAUCACCCCCAUACAGUCUGACGACGGUCACAGCAAACCGACGUCGCCACCUUCGCGUGAUCCUGGCAGUCAAAUCUCCUCUUCAACAAGGCGACAUACAAAUGGACACGAUCCUUCUUCCGUCGCCGUGAGGGCCACCAUCACUAAGCGAGUCCCAGUACCAACGAUUGAUCGUCAACCCGGCCAGAGUACACCUCCCCAUAGUUCUAUCUCUAGCAACACAGUGUCCGUUGACGAUAAAUCAGUUCCCUCAGCGGCAGAAAAUAAUCAUCGUGUACCCUCUAGACCACUCCCCACUCAAUCCCGUCGUCGAGAGAUGGUCAAUACCCCUCGGCGGCCGAAGAAUAUAUCCAAACCGCCGCCAAACAUCAUGAUUGGUAUGGACGCUCUCAUAGAGGAGGAUGAAGACACCGUCAGCACUAGGAGUCGGAGUAUCAGAAACGGGAGAGACGGGCUCUACACAUAUCCUGGAGGCCGAGUAUCUGUAGCCAGAUCUGACGAUCAGAUGAUCGUUGAAGAAGAUCAACUCCUACCGGGCUCGUCGACAGAAGAUUCGGAAUCAUCCAAUACACGACAAAUACGCCAUCGGCGUUCUCGCUCACUAGAUUACGGAUCGUCUACAUCGAAGAAAUUCGACAGUCGAUUCGUUCCACCGGUCAACUAUGAGGAACCUGCAGCGUUGCCCUCGCACGGCACUCGCGGAUAUUCUUCCCUCACACUUCCCCGAGCGCCGCCACCACCUUCCACAGCUCUUGGCAAUGUCUCCAAUGCCGAAGGACCGACACAUCUAGACGGGAGUGGCAAGAUUGACUUAACGAAGAGUGGCAUUGCUCAAACAACGAUGGCAACUGUAGAGGUUGUUAGAGGGCUGGGCCGCAGGUCUAGUAGAUCGAAAGGCUGGAAACUCGUGAAAGGACUCUUUGGUAGACAGGUUGCGGACGGCAAUGGUGUUGACCUUGAGUUCACAAGCUACCGGCCUCCUCCAAACUAUGUCCCCGCACGAAGUAUCUUAGUGCAAGUCUGGGCUGUAGCGAUGGAUGAGGUUGACUUGAGAUUACUGGGAUUGGGCGUUUAUGACGGUGGUCGGGCAUAUGAACCAAUCAGCAACCUGAAUGGACGAGCUCGGCAAGAUACUGCUACUAACGGGCAUGGGAAUGGACACACACCACCGCCCGUUCCACUGGAUAGAAAGGCUGCUGAAGUUGGGUACAUCCCAGGCAGAAGCUUCGUCGGCAGGGUGCUUGAGUGCGGCUGGGAAAUCCCAGAGGAGACAUUCAGGAGGGGCGAUUGGGUUGCUGGAUUGCUUGAUGCUCGCAAGUGUGGUGCCCUCGCCGAAUUCAUAGUUGUUGAUCGGCGCCGUGUCCACCGUGUUCCUUAUCCGAAUAUGGAUUCGGCACAAAGCGUGCAAAGCUACGACGCUCUCCCGAAUGGGAAUGAUAACGUCGCCAGUGCUUCGAAGGUGGAUAAUGUCCAGCAGAAGUAUCCCAGAAGGUUGUCCAGGACGCCUUCGACAUCCUCUGGCUCACAUAUGCGGCAUCCAUCCUCCGAUAAAUCAUCUGCACCUGAGCGACCACCGCCUAUGACACUCGAAGAGCUAGCUCUAUUGGCUUUGACAGGUAUUCCCGCCUAUCGCGCUGUCAGAACCUUCCAAUUUGCACAUGCAUCUCGGUCCGCUGGCUUGAGCCAUAACGCGAUGCAUCCAUCCAGCAAGCCAGCGGACGACCAAAGAAGAGUGGUCGUUCUGAAAGGCCACGAUGGCGUGGGGGCCAUGGCGGUGCAAAUGUUGGUGAAAGAUGGGUGGAGGGUCUGUGUGCACGCACCGUUGCCCAAGGUUGAUCUAGACGAUGCAGAAAGAAACAGACAAGAAGCGAUGCUAGUCAUCGAAGAACGCGCUAGACUGUGGGGGGCGGACGAGGUUAUCUUCGAUGAUGGCGGCCUAGAAAGGGAGAGUCCUGCAGCGAAAAGGACUGGUCCUGUUGUACGAGUACUGCAACGACUCCUCGAAGAUGGCGAUGUGUUUGAGGCUGUCCUCGACACAGUUGGUGGAAAGGAUGUAUGGGAAGCCUCAGAGAAACUCUUGUCAAUCAGACUUCCUAGUGGUCAGCAAGCACAAUUUACCACGCUCGUCGGCGACAAUCCGGAGAGGCCUAUACCGACAGCAGGCGAUAAUUUUAGAGCGGGAGUCAGGAACUGGAAGCUUGGAAGCAGCCCUCGCAAAGGACGGCUCGUUCGGAGUGCCAGUUUAAGCGUCAGCGGUAGUAAUGCUCAGGCUAUUGAUCCCUCAAUCCUACCCCCAGAGGUCAUCGGGAAGGGGAAGGGGAAAGUGGAGUACGCCUGGGUGAGUUUGGCCCAGGACGUGGGCUGGGAAGGCGAGGAUGUUGGCUCAAGCCUGGCAGAGGUGUUGAGGAUGGCACUGGACAUGGGUAUACGACCUUUCGUUGAGGAAGUCGAUAAAAUUGGCGAGAGGACCGCCCUCUUCGAAAAGGUCCCGGAUCUAUUUAGGGAAAAGGGCAGCAUACCUACCCAGAUAUUACGAGACGGGGGUACUGUGGUGGUCAAAGUCGUUGAGUAG
Messenger RNA from Pleurotus ostreatus (oyster mushroom), 3354 nucleotides. RefSeq lists its product as uncharacterized. Gene Ontology annotation, cellular component: mitochondrion. Bases 1 to 3354 code for a protein of 1117 amino acids. The record is from RefSeq and is a predicted model, not a curated record. Lineage: Eukaryota; Fungi; Basidiomycota; Agaricomycetes; Agaricales; Pleurotaceae. The transcript is spliced from 3 exons.